Molecule: messenger RNA, 1142 nt
Organism: Salvia miltiorrhiza (redroot sage)
Lineage: Eukaryota; Viridiplantae; Streptophyta; Magnoliopsida; Lamiales; Lamiaceae
Product: zinc finger BED domain-containing protein RICESLEEPER 2-like
Exons: 3
Coding region: 1-912 (303 amino acids)
Molecular function (GO): protein dimerization activity
Source: RefSeq, a predicted model, not a curated record
AUGAUCGGGGACAAAAAAUCUAGAACUCGGCCUUAUUAUUUGAGGAGGUGUAAAAGGGUGAGUCCGAAGAACAUAGAGUCCCUCCCCAGUGAGCUCUUAUCCGACAUCCUCGUGCGUCUGCCGGCUGAUCAUCUCUACGACAGAGUAAGGCUUGUGUGCCGCAGCUGGUACCACAUUAUCCAUUCUUAUGAUUUUGUCGACACACAAAUUCAGCAUUCUACAUGUGGACUUCUUCUCUGCUGCCGUGAAGUGUGGGGCGGUCAUCAUCCAAUUCUCAUCACUGCAACGCAAGGCGGCCGAAUUGAGACAUCCGUGAAGUGGUGUGCUGACAAUUGCUAUUCUGGCGUGGAAGGGAUUGAACUUAAAGUAACAGUUUUUGAGACAUUGCGAAACUUGUAUGCUGAAUAUGUAGAGGCUUAUAGAGUUAGUACUAGUACUACUAAUAUUGUGAGAAAUGCUAGUGAUGCUCAAACAGGAAGUUCUAGCAAUGUUAGUGGUGUUAGUAGUGUGAAAUCUAGUACAAGUAGAAGCCAAAGCAAAUAUGAAAGCUUUAGGAAAACUGUUACUAGUGUUGAUCAAAUGAAGUCGGACUUUGAUUUGUACUUUGAGGAGGCAGUUGAAGAAUGGAAUGAGCCGACUCAGUUUGAUGCAAUUGGAUGGUGGAAGAUGCAUAGGAUGAAGUAUAAGAUCCUAUCAAAGAUGGCUUGUGAUGUGCUAUCAAUUCCCAUAACCACAGUAGCUUCAGAGUCUGCCUUUAGUGCUGGUGGUAGAGUUAUUGAUCCACAUCGUGCCUCUUUAGGAGUGGAUACUGUGCAAAUGCUACUUUGUGCCGAAGAUUGGCUACGAGCUCGCUACGAGAUCAAGGGAAAAGCCAAGGACAAAGAGAAUACCAAAGAGAUCACUUUCACUUAAGCAUGUCAUCAAUAGAAUGGUAGUGACGCUUUGCUAGAUUGGAGAGAAUCUACAAAAUCAAUGCUUCUCUUAUAUAGUAGUUUUUGGUGUGUAUGUUUGGACUUUUUAAUGUUCUUCUAGUUACACAAGACAUUUUAAUUGUUUGGAUUGUUGUUUAAAUUAUGUUAUUUUGGCAUGCAUGUACAUUUGUUAGAAUGAUUUUUAUUCGUAUUGAUGCUUGUUUUGGACGA